Messenger RNA from Polyodon spathula (Mississippi paddlefish), 4772 nucleotides. RefSeq names its product girdin-like. Gene Ontology annotation, biological process: cytoskeleton-dependent intracellular transport; cytoplasmic microtubule organization. Gene Ontology annotation, molecular function: dynein light intermediate chain binding; microtubule binding. The record is from RefSeq and is a predicted model, not a curated record. Lineage: Eukaryota; Metazoa; Chordata; Actinopteri; Acipenseriformes; Polyodontidae. Gene Ontology annotation, cellular component: centrosome; cytoplasm.
UAUAUCGUGGAUUAUGUAAAUGUUUAAAUACACGGAUUGUUGUAACAGGGAGCUGGUUUCAUGUUUCCAGUAGCGAUGGGAGAUGGUUUUGCUGGAGUUCUGGGUGAAUUCUUAUCCAGCGCGCUGGUCACCUGGGUCAGGACCUUCGAGCCCCUGGUGGAGGGGGGGGGCGAGCUGUCGCCUUCGUACCUGGAAGUGAACUCUGACUCCCACGAUGCACUGGGGCAGUACCUGUGGCUCCUGGACGGGGUGUUUCUGAACAGGGUCCUGCGGCUCAUAGACCCAAACCCGAAGGCAGAGCGGGUCUAUCGUAAUGAGAGCAGCGACGAGGUCCUGCGGGUCCAGAACCUGUCCAUCCUGACCCGCCACCUGCGCCACUACUACCAGGAGGAUCUCCAGCAGCUGCUUCUGAUUCCUCUGCCUAACGUUGCUGUGCUGGGGAGAGAACCCUUGACAGGUACCACAUGUGAUUUGCAGUGCGAAAGGAAAAAUGAGUUUAUUGAGCAGAUUCAGAUGCUGGACAUAGAGACACAGGCAGCCAUCGCCACCUACAUUCAGGAGAUUACUCUGGACCAGCACAAGGUUCUGUCUCUGCAGCUGUGCGACCCGACUGAGCUGAGCCGGGCCGCCGUGCAGAACCUCUUCCAGAACCUGACCCUGCAGCUCCAGAGCCUGGCGAGGGAGCGCGACGCACAGCUGGAGAGGGUCUCGGAGCUCAUGCAGGAUAACCGGAUGCUGCAGACCCAGCGUGGGCCCCCCCUCUCCCCCCUGACGCCCUCUCGAGACGACUCCCUGGUUCUGUACGGUUCUGGUUCUGGAGAAGCCCGGCAGAACCUCACGGUGCAGCUAGCGGACAGCAAGGCCAGACUCCGAGCGCUCCGGCAGGAACUUUCUGCUGGCCUCCCCUUUCAGAACCGGGAGCUGCUCAGUGAGGCCCGGCUGGCCCGCCGGUACCGAGACGAGCUGGACUGUGUGAGGGAGCGAGCGAGCCGGGCCGAGAGGCUGCAGAGUGAAGUGGCCGGAUACCGAGAGAAACUGCAGGGGAUGGAGCUGUACCGAGGGAAGCUGGAGGAGGAGAGGGCGUACUCCCAGUCCCUGCUCCAGACGAAGGCUCUCCUGGAGGAGCAGCUGGCUGCAGCAAGGAGCCGCGGUGAGAGACAGAGAGAACUGGAGAGAGACAACCUGCUACUGCAACAGAGGAGCCGGGACCUGGAGACGGAGCGCGAUGCUGAGAGGCAGCGGGUGGACGAGCUGCUGGAGGAGAACCUCGCCCUGGAGGCAGAGCUUAAACACAGGCUGGCAGAGACCCCGCCCACCUGGGGGAAGGAGCCCGAAAGGGAUGCGUGGCUUGAGGGAGCCCCUCUCUCUCUCUCUGUUCCCUCUCUCCCCUCUCUCCCCCUCUCUCCUCUCUCCUCAGCCCCCCAGCCCCUCAGUGUAGAGGUGGAGCAUUUCCUCUCCUGCAAUCGGCUGCUGGGAGUGGAGAGAGAGAACCAGGAGCUGCGCAGGAGGCUGGGAGACCUGGAGGGGGCGCUAGAGAGCAAGGAGCACACAGACCAGGUGAGACACACACAGAGACCAGGAGAGAGGGAGAAGGGAAGUGAGGAACUUCAGAGAGAGGAGAGAGACAGGGAGAGGGAGGCAGGGAGGCGGAGAGAGCUGGAGGCUGAGAACAUGAGGCUGAGGAAGGCAGAGGCGAGACUGAAGGAGGCACGGAGGGAAGUGGAGUCUCUGCAGUCGGAGCGAGCCCAGCUGGAUGAGGAGAUUUCCUAGUUGCGCAGUCUGGUGGAGAUGCACAAACUGGAGGGGGCUGUACUGGGGCAACUGGAAACCGAGAAAGAGGAACUGGAGCGAGAGCGAGACCAGCUGAGGAGGAGCUUGGAGAGCAUGAAGAGCCAGGCCUCGAAGGCAGAGCAGUUGGAGCCGCUGUGCCAGUCUCUGCGCUGCGAGGUGGAGAGGCUGGAGCGCUCCCUGGUGACUGGGAGGAGGAGAGCGGAGGAGCUGGAGCUGGAGGUGGAGGAGGGGGAGAGGGAGAGGCACGGGCUGAGCAGGGAGCUGGGCGAGGCCAGGCAGGCCCUCCUGAGCCUGGAGCAGGGCAGGGCGGGGCUGGAGGAGGAGCUGGAGAGGCAGGGCAGGGAGCGGCGGCAGCUGGAGAAAGAGGCACGGAGGCUGAAGCAGGAGAGUCAGGUGGCAGAGGCAGCCCUGGAGGAGAGCCAGCUGAGAGUAAUAGAGCUGGAGCAGCAGCAACGGCUCCUCUCUGCAGAUCUGUCCCAGGUAAAGGACUCUGUGUCUCAGCUCCGGGACCUGGAGAGAGAGAACAGGGAGCUGAUCCAGCAGGGAGUGGAGAUGAGGGGCAGCCUGACCUGUCUCAGAGAGGAGCUGGUGAGUGAGAAGGUGCGGUCUCAGGAACUGACUAAUCAGGUGGAGAGGCUGGGCAGAGAGCUGGAGAAGGCGGAGCUUAGCCAGGAGAGGAGGGGCCUGGAGCAGCAGCAAAAUGAGGAGAGUUUCAAGCUCCUGGAGAAGCGACUCGAAUCCUCCUUAAAAGAGACACUGCGAGUCAGGGAGGAGCAGAUCAGCACCCUGAGAGACCAGAAGGAGGCGCUCACAAGCCAGAACCAGCAACUGCAAGAAGAGACACACAGGUUGAAGGCUCUUAUUGGGGUGUCAGAGAGAGUCGCAGCCAGCCAGAGCGAACCCCAAAAUAGCAGCACCCCAAAAAACAACAACAACACAGGACCGCAAAUUGACUGGGACCCCCAAGAUUCCAGCACCCCAAAAAACAACACGGGAUCCCAGAUCACCGACCGUGACCCCCAAAACAAGGAGGAGCCUCAAACCAGCAGGGACCCCCAAAUCUACUCAGACCGUCUGAGUGACAGACUGAUUGAGGUGGAGAGACAGAAUGCCUCCCUGCUGGCGGAGAAGCUCUCCCUCUCCUCGCGGUUGUGUGAGAGCGAGGCUCGGGGGGGCAGGCUGCACGACCAGCUGGAGGCGCUGCAGAGACACUUCCUGAGCGUGCAGGACAAGAGCGCUGCCCUGCAGGCUCUCAACACGCGACUGCAGGUAGAGAACUCGGCCCUUUCCUCCCAGCAUGCCUCUCUCUUGGCGCAGUGCGCUCAGAGCGAGGCUCGGGUGGCGAUGCUGGAGGGCGAGGGGCGGCGCCUGGCGGCAGAGCGGGAGGAAGCGAGGUCGUGCCUGGAGGGCCUCCGCAGGGACCACGGCAAGCUGGCCGUGCUUCACGAGAGGCAGGAGGAGGAGCUGGAGGGGCUGGCGCGCAAACACAGCGAGCUGAAAGGAACCUUCCGGGCGCUGGAGCUCAGGCACCGCGAGCUGGAGGGAAGGCACUCCCAGUUCAUGGAGCGGAAAUCCCAGUUGGAGGAACUGGAAACCAGUCUGAAGGCGGAGCAGGAGCGACUGGAGAAGGAGGGAAGGAAACACAGACAGACGGAGGACGAGUUGGGAAGAGUGAAGGAGGAGUACAAGAGGCUGUCCCAGCUCCACCAGGAGGCUCUGAGGGUGCAGGGGGAGCUGCAGGCAGCGCAUGGGGGGCUGAGGAGCGAACUGGCAGGGCUGCUGCUGGAGAGGACCAGGCUGGAGGGGGAACUGAGCGCCCAGAGAGAGCAGAACCAGCGCCUGGAUAUCGACAACACCAAGCUGGGCAACCAGUGUGAGCUGCUGGCCCAGUUGAAAGGGAACCUGGAGGAAGAGAACCGGCACCUUCUGGAUCAGAACCAGGGACUGAGCCGAGAGAACCGGGACCUGCUGGAGAGAACCAUGGAGAGCAAAGACCAGCAUCACCAGGAACAGAGAGAGUCCAUGGACAAGUUGAACGAGCUUCGCAGGGAGAAACAGAAGCUGGUGGAGAAAAUAAUGGAUCAAUACCGAGUGCUGGAGCCGAGCCCAGCCAACAAAACCAAGAAGGGUAACUGGAUCGCAGACCGGAUGAAGAAAUUGAUCAAACCCCGAAAGGAUGUGAGCCGCGCCCACUUCAUCGCUGGGGGGGGCAGCGCGGAGACCCCGAGCCAGCCGACACCCCUCCAGGAGGAACCCCAACAGGGGGCGGUCCCCAACCCCGCCAGGGUCAUACUGGGCCCGUUCCCGCUCGCCCCCUCCCCCUCGGCCCUGCGCAAGACGACCAGCUCCUGCAGUGUGUUCCAGGAGGGGGGGCAGAGCCCCGCACGCCGGCCCAGAGUCAGCUGUCGGUACGGGAGGGGAGCGUCUCAGUCCUUCAGCCCUGGAGACAUGCGUCCCAGCCCCCGGGACAGGUUCCGCCGGAGAGCCGCGGGGAUGUGGGGGACCAUCGAGGAGGACAGCAGUGACCCUGGGGACAGCAGCAGAGGUGUCAGUGAGGGUUCCCCUGGCAGUGCUUGUAAUCCGGACCCCCCCAGCGCCAGCACGGAAGAUCUCCGGUCCCCGCUCGCCAACGACAAGACACCGCUAUCGGAGAAGAGCAGCAUGUGAAGAGGAGGAGGAGCCUCGGGCUUCGAGAGUGGACUCUCCAGGAGGAGGGGAGAGGGGAGAGGGGAGAAGGGGAGAGGGGAGGGGGGGUUGAACUCCCUCUCCCUUCCCUCUGUCUCUCGCUUUCCUCCUCUCUCUAUCCUCUCUCCCCCUCUCUGCUGCUCAGGGCUCUAUACCUCAAUGAUGUUUCUAUGUGUAUCAGUAACCUGUACUCUACAGUGUUGUAUUACAAUGUGGUCCACAGAGCCUCUGCUUUCACAUUCAUUUAUUAUACUUCAAAUGUUAAUCAAUAAAUACACGCUGGGAAGAUUUUCAAA